Messenger RNA from Indicator indicator, 1581 nucleotides. It is a transcript of the gene PIGX, whose product is annotated as phosphatidylinositol glycan anchor biosynthesis class X. Lineage: Eukaryota; Metazoa; Chordata; Aves; Piciformes; Indicatoridae. Gene Ontology annotation, biological process: GPI anchor biosynthetic process. Bases 1 to 1221 code for a protein of 406 amino acids. Gene Ontology annotation, cellular component: endoplasmic reticulum membrane. The record is from RefSeq and is a predicted model, not a curated record. The transcript has 8 exons.
AUGGUAGAAUUAGCCGACGAACAAACCCUCGGUCUAAAUGUUGAGAGAAGAGAAGCCGAGCAGGAUCGCUCACCUCAUGUGCUGCGGCACCGGGUAGAAGAGCGCUUCUCGGGCGGCAGCACGGGCGUCCCCCAGAGCCGGAACGAGAAGCGCAGCCCAGCCCGGCAACGUUCCCCGGGACUCCCCGCGGUGGUUACCGUGGCGACAGCCGCAGGCCCCCACUCGGGCUGCCCUCGCCAGUGCCUGCGGGACGCGGCGGCUGCUGACCGGCUCCUGCCGCCGCGGACCUUCACCCCGGGUGAGGGCAGUGGCGAGGCUGAAGCACCGGAGCAGCGUUUAGCGGCGAGUCCGAACGGCGUCACGGAGCGAGGGGCGGACAGCGCCCAGGGGGGUCAGGCGGACCGGCAGUCGCCCGGGCCGGCCGUCGCCCGGGCCGGCCGUGAGGCCCUGGGCAGUGGGCCCGCCAUGGCGGGCGGGUCACGGCCGUGGAGGGCCAGGGCGCUGCUCCGCGCUGGGCUGGCCGCAUUCUUCUGCGCUCUCCAUGUGCAGGCUGCUUGUCAGGAUGUCACAGUCACACAGGAGCUGCUGAAAGAGGGGUUUCAUAGGGACCUGCUGCUGAAGGUAGAACUUGGUGUAAUGGGGAAGGAUGCAGGAGGAUGCACUGUAGCUGCUAGAACUCAUCUUCCAUCAGGAAUCUACGUGGACCCCUAUGAACUGGCAUCGUUGCAGCAGCAGAAUUUAACAAAGGCAGUGCUAAUUCCUGCUGCCAUCGAUGUGGAGGCUCCCGAGUACUUAGCCACGGAUCUUGUUGUUCUCCUGCCCAUGGAACGGGACCCGCGGUGCUCUGGCUGUUUCAGAGCUGCCGUGCCUGUGCAUGGGCGGUACCACCGGCCUGCAGCAGACAGCGAGGAAGCACUGGUUGUUCUGAAGAGCCCAGAAGUACUGGUCUGCUGCUGUGACAGUGACCUGUCAGCAGAGUGUUGGAAGCCUGCUGAAGUGGAAGCUCCCUGUUCAGGCAAAACCAACGGUCCCUGUCAGUGGUACAGCAUAAGGCACAAACCUGUAUAUGAGGAAUCAAUUCUGCAUGUUCCAGUGGGGCUCAGGCAGCACAGUUCCUUAGUGUGUGUCGUGACUCUUCUUGUCACAGUGCUCUGCUCCAGCCUGAUUCUCGCAGCAGCGUGCAAAUAUGGACACUUCUCCCUGGUGACCUGCUCAGAAUAAAGAAUGGAAGGACUGACCUCCAUCCAGCAAAAUGAACUGAAUAUUACAUCAGCUUCCUAAAAGAAUUCUAUUUUACUGUUAUUUAUAUCUUACUAACAUGCAAGGGUCCCAUAGUGGGAUAUAGUUCCCUUGGCUUAAUUCUUACAAACACCUUUCACACAGCAGAAGACUGCUUUGGUGUGCUGUCAGUAGACAAAGCAGAUGGAGCAAAAAGCUGGAAUGCCUGCCACAGUCUCCAAGCCCAUUGCCUCCCCCUGGCCCAGAGCUGCUUUAACUGCAGUGUUUCCUCUUGCAGAGGUGUUUGUAUACCUUGAAUUUAAACCACUAGACUCAGGGAUUGGUUAUUAAGGGUAUGAGAAA